Molecule: messenger RNA, 1272 nt
Organism: Nanorana parkeri
Lineage: Eukaryota; Metazoa; Chordata; Amphibia; Anura; Dicroglossidae
Gene: PLEKHO1
Product: pleckstrin homology domain containing O1
Exons: 6
Coding region: 21-1229 (402 amino acids)
Biological process (GO): regulation of myoblast fusion
Cellular component (GO): muscle cell projection membrane; ruffle membrane
Source: RefSeq, a predicted model, not a curated record
CCUGGAGCCCGGCCUGUAGCAUGAAGAAGAACAUCUCUGCAAAGAGGGGCCCCCUGGAUGGGAACCAACCGCCCAGCCAGCCGGAGAAAGUGGGCUGGAUACGCAAGUUCUGCGGGAAAGGGAUUUUCCGAGAGAUCUGGAAGAACCGCUAUGUGGUGAUCCGAGGAGACCAACUCUACAUGUCCGAGAAAGAGGUGAAGGACGAGAAGAACGGUCAGGAGGUUUUCGAUCUGAGUGACUACGAGAAGUGUGAGGAGCUCCGGAAAUCCAGAAGUCGGUCCAAGAAGAACCACAGCCGAUUCUCACUGGUGCGGUCCAAGCAGCCGGGGAAUACGGCUCCGAACCUCAUCUUCCUCGCCGUCAGCCCCGAGGAGAAGGAAUCCUGGAUCAACGCCCUGAACUCUGCGAUCACCCGAGCCAAGAACCGUAUCCUGGACGAGGUUACAGUGGAGGAGGAAAGCUUCCUGGCCCAUCCAACCCGGGACAGAGCAAAGAUACAGCACUCGCGGCGCCUGCCGACAAGAGGUCACCUCAUGGCUGUGGCAUCUACCUCAACGUCCGACGGCAUGCUGACCCUGGACCUCAUCCAGGAAGAAGACGCCUCCCCGGAGGAGCAGGGCAGCUGCGAGCAAAGCUUCCGAGUGGACCUGGACAAGUCGGUGGCCCAGCUGGCUUCCACCCGCCGCCGAUCCGACUCGGAGAACCUCAGAUCUUCGGAGAAAGGGAAGUCGGAGAACCCGCAGAGGAAAGAGCAGAUCCCCUGGGAGAAAUGGGGUACGCACCGCGACUCGUUCGGGAAGGGCGCAACCUACACACCUCAGGUCCCCAAAAAAUUGUCCUAUUCGGAGAAGAACAAAUGUGCCUCCAUGGAGGAGAUCCUGUCCCGCUCGGACUCUUCCGGCCACCCACCCGUCCCGGCAAAGGUCCCCGAGUCCGAAAGGCUGUCGCGGAUACAGGAACUGAUCGCUCAGAAGAUAGACAGAACUCAGGAACUUCUCACCGCGGUGGAAGAAUGUGGAGAGGGGAGAAAAAAGGGAAAGGAACCUUCCGGGAAGGAGGACUUGGAGGAGGCCGAGAGGCUUUUAGGAGAGGCCUCUUCUAACUGGAGGCAGGCCCGGAAGGUCCUGCAAGAAAUUAAGGAGCUGAGGGACCUGUACAAACAAGCCGACCGGCAGCCCCUAGACCCUAAGCAGAAACUGAGCAGUCAUUACAGGAAAAGCCUAAUGUGAGGGGGGCGCAGGGUCCACCGCGUCCUCCUGUCCGAAAAACAAA